This is a messenger RNA of Rotaria socialis, 303 nucleotides long. The record is from the annotation of a GenBank genome assembly. Lineage: Eukaryota; Metazoa; Rotifera; Eurotatoria; Philodinida; Philodinidae.
AUGAAUACAACAGCACUAAAUUCAUCAUUACUAUCUAAAUUUAAAACAAAUACAUCUAUUGGAGAAAUAUUUAACCAUAUGAUGGUCGAACAAUGGAAUUCAUCUAUUAUGUUUGAAAGCUACUAUAAACCAUGUCAACCAUUAGAAUGUACGUUAAGUGUAACUACAAGGAAUGAUGUUAUAUACAUUGUUACAGCCGUAUUUUGGCUUCUUAGUGGUUUGAUUGCUAUUUUAAGAUUUAUAGUGUUCCACGGAGUCCAUGAACAAUUAGCAGUCUUACCGAAAAUUCAAAAAGCAUUUUGA